AUGUCCUCCUCCUCGUCUGAGGGAUCACUAGGCAAAUCCUCACCAAUUAAUUUAAGUAAGAACAAUGACUACUAUGACUUCAAAAAUGAACAGAGCAACCUAAAAGUUCCAGAUUCAAGUAACGACGAAGUAGAUAACCCAGAAGUAAUUAAGAGGCCUUCUAAGCAAUCCAAACAGUCAAAAGAAGAAGUUCCAGACGACGAUAUUAUUCUUGAAGCAACUAAUGUCCAAUUCACAGAAACUCCCUUUAUGCCAAAAAUGGCUAAUGAGACAUUAAAGGCACAAUUAGGAAAUGCAGCCUGGAGAUUGUUCCAUACCAUAUUGGCAAGAUACCCAGACGAACCUAGCAAGCAAGAGCAAACCACAUUAAAUCAAUACAUUCAUUUAUUUGCUCAAGUCUAUCCUUGUGGAGACUGUGCAAGACAUUUCCAAGGACUUUUAUCUAAAUAUCCUCCUCAAAUUAAGUCUAGAAAAACCGCUGCUUUAUGGGGCUGUCAUAUACAUAAUAAGGUGAACGAGAGACUAGAGAAGCCUGAAUAUGAUUGUACCACAAUUCUCGAAGAUUACGACUGUGGGUGUGGAAGCGAUGAAAAAGAAGAUGACAAGACUUUAGGAAAUGAAAACAUUGAACAUUUACGAAGUAUUAAGGUUAAUGAAAAAGAAGAAUCACCUCAACUCGGAGGUUGA
Debaryomyces fabryi is the source of this 687-nucleotide messenger RNA. RefSeq names its product flavin-linked sulfhydryl oxidase. The coding region runs from base 1 to 687 and encodes 228 amino acids. Gene Ontology annotation, molecular function: flavin adenine dinucleotide binding; flavin-dependent sulfhydryl oxidase activity. The record is from RefSeq and is a predicted model, not a curated record. Gene Ontology annotation, cellular component: mitochondrion. Lineage: Eukaryota; Fungi; Ascomycota; Pichiomycetes; Serinales; Debaryomycetaceae. The transcript has a single exon.